Molecule: messenger RNA, 1602 nt
Organism: Pseudomassariella vexata
Lineage: Eukaryota; Fungi; Ascomycota; Sordariomycetes; Amphisphaeriales; Pseudomassariaceae
Product: S1/P1 nuclease
Exons: 4
Coding region: 433-1341 (302 amino acids)
Biological process (GO): DNA catabolic process
Molecular function (GO): endonuclease activity; nucleic acid binding
Source: RefSeq, a predicted model, not a curated record
CUGGAUUCCGUCUUCAAUGAAUCAAUUCAAUGUCCGUUGAAGUCACUCUCACUUACUGGACUGGACAAUGAGUCGAUAGGGACUGCUAAGCUGGCUUACAUGUGUCGCAUCUCAUUGGUUCAUGCAGGUAAUCUGAAGAGGGUCCAGAAUGAAUCAUUGGAGAUCCAUCUUCAACCAGUGACACGUUCCCUCAGCAACCACAAAUCGUCGCCUGUACGCGACAUUGGGACGUGCCAAUCAUUCAACUCGGCGCUACAUAUUCAGAGAUACCAGAGAUUCUCUUGUGUCAAAUAGUCUCGCGUCGUUGUGUAACUAAGAUAAUCAGCUAAGACUUGUUUGAUAAUUUGGCUUAUCUUGUACUGAGCCUCUCAAACGUAUCCAAACAUCGACAAUUCUGCUGCUGGUUUAGCUCAUUCCCAAUCCUAUAGAGUCAUGAGACUAACCACAGGAAUCGGAGCUCUAGGGCUAUUGGCGGUGCCAACAGUUCAUGCUUGGGGAAGCCUGGGACAUAUCACCGUCGCCUACAUUGCAACCAAAUUUGUGAAAGAGGAUACUGCGACUUAUUUCCAAGAUCUUCUCCGAAAUGACACUGAGCAUUAUAUGGCCGGGGUUGCCACCUGGGCAGAUUCCAUCAGGUAUACGAAAUGGGGUCGGUUCACCAAGAACUUCCACUUCAUCGAUGCCAAAGACACACCACCGAGCUAUUGCGGGGUCGACUUCGAGAGAGACUGCAAGGAAGACGGGUGUGUAGUCAGCUCCAUCCAGAACUACACGCUUCAGCUCUUCGAUAGUAGUCUGUAUCCCUGGAGACGUGCCCAGGCGGCGAAGUUUGUCAUCCACUUCGUAGGCGAUAUUCAUCAACCGCUGCAUGCCGAAAAUGUCGCCCAGGGAGGCAAUGGCAUCCACGUCAAGUGGGGAAACAGCGAGCUCAAUCUUCACCAUGUGUGGGAUACGAGUAUCGCCGAGAAGAUGCUGGGAGGAGUCCGCAGAAGGCAGUAUCAGGCCGCAUUCGAGUGGGCAGCGAAUCUCUCAUCGGAGAUCCAGACGGGCAAGUAUAUGGCGCAGUCCAAAUCCUGGACCGACGGGAUGAACCUCGAUGAUCCGAUCGCAACCUCCAUGGCUUGGGCCAACGAGUCCAACGCUUUCAUUUGCUCCCACGUCUUGCCGGAGGGCCCCCGUGAGAUUGUUGGUCAGCAACUCGCAGGGGAAUACUUUGAGAAGGCGGCGCCUGUCAUUGAGCUCCAGGUAGCUCGUGCCGGUUACCGACUGGCGGCGUGGUUGGAUCUCAUCGUGGACCGCAUCACACAAUCGGCCCAAGCUGUCGGUAGUGAGGAGCUGUGAAAAUGGACCAACAGAAGUUUCAAGGAGAGGGCACAGAGGGGAGCCAGCUACCUAUUGAAGGGGGAUGCUGCUGCCAGGAGGUUACCUUGGAAUCCCGAUGGAGAAGGAGGCAAGACGCCUUUGGAAGAUGUGGACAGGAUAAUACGGAUGCGGGGCAUACUUUCACGAAACAAGGCAGCCGAGAAAAACAACCUUCAUGGCCUCAACUUAACUGCGACGUCUGUUGCAGGCUGUUGCAGUUAUGUACGAACGCAGCUAGAA